This is a messenger RNA of Ictalurus punctatus (channel catfish), 3340 nucleotides long. RefSeq names its product immunoglobulin-like domain containing receptor 1b (gene ildr1b). The transcript is spliced from 9 exons. Gene Ontology annotation, molecular function: high-density lipoprotein particle receptor activity. The record is from RefSeq and is a predicted model, not a curated record. Gene Ontology annotation, cellular component: plasma membrane. The coding region runs from base 148 to 1845 and encodes 565 amino acids. NCBI's taxonomy places the organism in Eukaryota, Metazoa, Chordata, Actinopteri, Siluriformes, Ictaluridae.
CUGAGGUGAGUGACGUCACUGUCUAUGGGGGAGGGGAGACAGUCGAAAGUACAGCGUUCCUGGACAGACGAGUCAUUUGAGAGGACUAAUCGACUUGUGUGAUAUUUGGGUGGAAAUACCGGAGAGCUUCUUCCUGCGUGUGAGACCAUGGAGAGGCCGACUCUCUCAGCGGCGCUGCUGUUGUGCUACCUGUUUCACACAGAAGUGCUUGCCGUCCAGGUAUCGGUUCCACAGACAGAACGGAGCACCACUCUGUUUGCCUCAAUCAUCUUACGCUGCGACUACUCUACUUCAGUCAGCCCGCAAGACGUGCUGGUUACAUGGCGCUACAAGUCCUUCUGCUUGGACCCUGUGUUGCAGUAUUACUCAGCAGCAUACCAGGCGGGUCUGAGUAUGGGACAAGACCCAGCCAAUGACUGUCCUGACCGCCAACGCACCAUCCGCACAGUUAUCCAGAAGAGAGGCACCAAUGAGCCCAUACUGGGGCCAGAAUACCGUGAACGCAAGAUCACCAUCCAAAACAAAGCUGAUCUGGUCAUCACUGAGGUCAUGUGGUGGGAUAAUGGUGUGUAUUUCUGCUCCAUCGAUGCACCGGGAGACACCAGCGGAGACUCUGAUCGCGAAAUCAAACUUAUUGUGUACAAUUGGCUGACUGUGCUGUUGAUCAUACUCGGGGCAUUGCUUCUGAUCAUACUUCUCUGUAUCUGCUGCUGUCAAUGCUGCCCUCAGAACUGCUGCUGCUAUGUUCGCUGCCCAUGCUGUCCAAACACAUGCUGCUGCCCAGAGAAAGUGGUGAUGCAACACAGGAUGAUGCGUGAUGCCAAGAAAGCCCUAGCUCCCUGGAUGCAUGGCCAACCUAUUUAUGCCCCUAUUGGUUCUAAUGGAUCAUCUCAGGCAAACCCUCUUCUCUACUCAGGUUCCUUCUCAGAGCAUUCUUCUAAACACAACAUACCAAUGGCAGCAAUGUACCAACCCGUGCAACCUGGCCCGCAUAUGGUAGGUCUGCAUGGUUUCCAAUCCAAUGGGAGUGUGCAUGGUAGUGUCCAUAGCAACAGUCAGAUGCUAAACUUCCUGGAGAGUCAGAUGAGGGGGAUGGAUGUGGGAGCCCCAGUUCACCAGCAUCCGACUCAGUAUGUGGCAAACCAUCUUCAGGCCCUGCCUCCUCAGCAAGUAGCCAUUGAACCCCAGCCUGUGCAGAAUGUACAGCCCAUGCAGCCAUUAACACAAGCUGUGCAUUUCUCCCCCGGACCUCCUAGUAUGCUUUCAGCUUUGGAUGAAUUGGGUGUGCACGGUGUAGAGCGCAGGGUCAUCCAGUUGCCCCCCAUUGUGGGCCGCGCACCAGGCCUGACCUCUAACAAGGGCUCAAGGGAAAACCGCGGGGCACCCAAACUCUCCAGUCAAUCAAGCGGCAGCUCAAACCGCACAGGUCAUAACCGUGAUGAUUCUCGGUAUCCUGGGUCAUCGCGGCGUGGGAUCCGGCGCAGCUACAGUGAUGAGUCUGACCGGAACGACAGGCGGUCGGGCCGAGGUUCACGAGAACACAGGGGAGAUCGAGGCACACAGAGGUCUCACCCACGUGUUCGCAGCAAAGCCGAGCUAAUAAAGGAACUGCAGUUUGCAACUCCUCAACGAGACAGGAGCUACUCUCCCACGCCUCAGCAUGACUUCUGGAGCUCAGAGGACGAGGACCACGGUCACAGAGGGAUGUCAAGAUCCCGUGACAGAGCUUGGCCUGAGAAACCACCUAGUUACUCAUCCAUUGAAAUCCAACCUGGCCAUAGCAAGAGGACCAGUGAACACAACUCGGACAAGAGCUCUCGCAGUGCUGUCAGCGUUGUCAUCUGAAGCCUCUCUGUGCUUUGUACUGUAUUUUCACAGUGAGUGCCUAAGUUAGAAUGAUUGUUUCUGUAAUAGAGAGUGUUGUGAGUAUCAUUCUGAUCGUAGACAGCAAGAACAGAAUACAAGAAUAGAAUACGUGAAUAGAGUACAAGAACAGAAUAUAAGAAUAGAAUGAAUUCAUGUAAUUUUAAGGUUCAUAUCCUGUUUUUAUAUGGCUCAUUUUAUGCUCUGUAUUUUCACAUUUUGUUUAGUUUUCACACUACAAUAGGCUGCACUUCAGCUAGAGUGCUGAACUUUAAACAUUUUUUUUUACUAAAUAAUUGUCUUUUUAUAAGCUGAUUUUUAUUUUUUUAUUUUAGAAUGUCUGUAUUAUUAUUUGAAUCCUUUUUUUUGUUAUGCAGCAGGUUUGGUCUCAUUCUUGGUGCUGUUUGUUUAUGUACAAAAUGAAGGAAAUCUUGUUACACACAGUUUGUUAUAAUAAUCUUACUCUGUGAGAAGCCUCAUGGUUCUACAUGCUCUAUAUCCUUAUCCUUCCAGAAAACUAGACCAGUUUUUUUUUUUAUGUUUUCUAAUAUUAAGUUAUCUUGUUUUAUGUAAAGGCAUUUUUAUUUAAAUGCAUUUUCCGUCCUUAUUUGGGAUUUUAAAAAAAGACACUCUGAGCUGAGCAUGUAGGAGUUCAUAAGAGCUGGUGUGUGAAUGUUGGAUUUGAGGCUUAUUUUGGGUGUUGAGAGAGUGAGAGUGACUUCAUUGUCCUCCCAAAAGCUUUAUGACUGGACUAAAAUUUGGAUUUUGUCUAAUCAAAAUAAGGUAGUAAAUGAUUUAGGCCUGCAGUAGCUAAUUAUUAACAAAAUCACGAAUAUUUAACCGGUAAUUUAACCUUGAUCAGUUGGAUGGUACAGAGCUAGAAAUAGUUAAUUGAGGGAUAUACCACUAAUGUUAGUGGUGCCAACAAGUAUAACAAACAAUAGUUUAUAUAUAGUAUAAAUCUAUUUUGUUUACUUCUGAAAAGUGAACGUGUUCAGAUAAGAGGUAGUAGAAUCCCUUUCAAUAUUUUUUUUCUUCAGAAACUGAUGAUAAUUCCAUUUAUAUAGUGCUUUUCUAGGCACUCAAAGCGCUUUAUAUAGUAUUGGGGGGGACAUGAUUAGGGGGCCAUGAUAGAGAAGGGCCAGUGGGGGAAUUUCACCAGUGGUUAUACCUCUACUGUUACUGUUUACUGUGUCCUGGGAUUUUUACCGACCACAGAGAGUCAAGACCUCGGUUUAACGUCUCAUCUGAAAGACUGGUCCAGCAAACUGAACUAUGCGUUAAUGGUUUAAAAUUGAACUAAUUGUGUACUUAUUUUGUUUUGCACAGCAAAACAAGAUGAACAUGAAAUAUGAGAGUUCUGUAUUUUUCUUUUUUGUUUGUUUGUUUGUUUGUUUUUUUUUGUCUAUGAAGAUGUUUUCCAUCAUUAUGACAGUGUCUGUAAUUGCAGAUAGACAAAUAAAUAAUUUUCAAAUAA